CAUAACAAAGCCUUCAAACGUGCCAGAAUGGAAAACCAAUAAUAGGGAGUGGAUGAAUCAAGUACCUGCCACGUUUAAACUUCAAUCAGGUGGACACACACAGUUUGGUUGAGUUGGCAUCAUCAUGGCAACACCAGCCCCUUUCCUCGUUGCCUCUCUCACAGACUGAUACUCCGCCCAUAGAGCUCGGCUUUAGAGGGCAGAGGAGAGACGGGGAGAACGAGCAGGGAGACACAAAGCCUCUAAUCUAUGUAAAAGGCUGUAGGAGCAUAGGAGUCACUGGAGGUUCCCACUCAUUCGACUCGAUAUGCCAGAGGUAUUGUUUAUAGAUCUUAAUAGUUUUUGUUUUAUCCUGCACACACAAGUACACACUACAAACAUUCAAAUCUAGUUUGGUUUGAUUUUAUAUUGUUUCAAAGUAUUUGCUUCUGUUGUCGAGUUUUACAUCAACUUUGAGAGCGGCCAGGGGGAGUUUGGAAACGGGAGAAACCUUCAUAAACGUUUGCUGCAGCGCAUUCAGAAUGUCAUUGUUUGGAUCAGCUAUGCCCAGUUCGAGCUGUCGAUCGGCAGCCCCGGAUGCAGAAGUGCCGGAAGGUUUACGAGGAGGCCAACAAGUGCAUGAGUAGCUGUGAGGAAGAGGAGCAGCGGCUGAAGCUGCUCAAUUCCUGGAAGAACUACGAGAAGGAGUUUGGCUCCGAAGACAACAUGGAGAGAGUCACCAAGCUGCUGCCAGAGAAGGUGAAGAGGAGAAGGAUGUUGACGGACAAGGGCGGGCCGGAGGAAUUUUGGGAGGAGUACUACGACUACAUCUUGCCAGAGGACACCGCCAACGAACCAAACUUCAAGCUGCUCUCCAUAGCCAAGAUGUGGAAAAGGCAGCAAGAGACAACGGCUGGCGAGACAACGGCUGGCGAGACAAUGCUUGAGGAGACCAUGUCGCCACCACCGUCCUAGUAGCGGCCUGCAGCUCCUCCUGAGAACGACUCUCACAAAAACACUGUGAAUGAAACCGAGCAGGAGAACAGGAUAUUUAAUAACGCAGGUGUGAUGGAAAUUUGACCUGGUGAGACUUGUGAAAUAAAGAGA
Messenger RNA from Limanda limanda (common dab), 1086 nucleotides. RefSeq names its product crooked neck-like protein 1. The transcript has 4 exons. Bases 577 to 954 code for a protein of 125 amino acids. NCBI's taxonomy places the organism in Eukaryota, Metazoa, Chordata, Actinopteri, Pleuronectiformes, Pleuronectidae. The record is from RefSeq and is a predicted model, not a curated record.